UCACCCACUCUUUCCUGCCCCUUUGCUGGGGGAGCUGCCUGAACAUCACCCCCCCCUCCCCGCCCCCCAUUCAUUCGGCCUCCCCAGGCCCCGUCGGGGAAGUUUGCACCUCUGGACUCCAUUGCUUUGGUCAUUUUCACAAAGCCAGGCCAGCGGGGCAGGUCCGGCCAGCCGCAGGGGACACGGAUGCCCAGGACCCUGGGCUAAUCGGCUGUGCCUUUCUCACCUAUUGUGCCAGGGACUCCGCCAUCAAAGCUCAGACUGCCCUGCACGAACAGAAGACCUUGCCCGGGAUGGCGCGGCCAAUCCAGGUGAAGCCGGCGGACAGCGAAAGCCGCGGAGGAGACCGGAAGCUGUUUGUGGGGAUGCUGAAUAAGCAGCAGUCGGAGGAGGACGUGCUGCGGCUGUUCCAGCCCUUUGGGGUCAUCGACGAAUGCACCGUGCUGCGCGGGCCUGACGGCAGCAGCAAAGGCUGUGCCUUUGUGAAGUUCUCCUCCCACACCGAGGCCCAGGCGGCCAUCCAUGCCCUGCACGGCAGCCAGACCAUGCCAGGUGCCUCCUCCAGCCUGGUGGUCAAGUUUGCCGACACCGACAAGGAGCGAACACUGCGGCGCAUGCAGCAGAUGGUGGGCCAGCUGGGCAUCCUGACACCAUCCCUCACCCUGCCCUUCAGCCCCUACAGUGCCUACGCCCAGGCUCUCAUGCAGCAGCAGACAACGGUCCUGUCCACGUCGGGCAGCUACCUGAGCCCUGGCGUGGCCUUCUCACCCUGUCACAUCCAGCAGAUUGGCGCCGUCAGCCUUAACGGGCUGCCUGCCACACCCAUCGCCCCUGCCUCUGGACUGCACUCACCCCCCCUGCUUGGCACCACUGCCGUGCCCGGACUUGUGGCUCCCAUCACCAAUGGCUUCGCAGGUGUCGUGCCCUUCCCUGGGGGGCACCCCGCCCUAGAGACUGUGUAUGCCAAUGGCCUUGUGCCCUACCCAGCUCAGAGCCCGACCGUAGCCGAGACCCUCCAUCCCGCCUUCUCCGGAGUCCAGCAGUACACAGCCAUGUACCCCACCGCGGCCAUCACGCCCAUCGCGCACAGCGUCCCCCAGCCGCCGCCCCUCCUGCAGCAGCAGCAGCGAGAAGGUCCCGAAGGCUGUAACCUGUUUAUCUACCACCUCCCCCAGGAGUUUGGAGACACGGAGCUGACGCAGAUGUUCCUGCCCUUCGGCAAUAUCAUCUCCUCCAAGGUGUUUAUGGAUCGGGCCACCAACCAGAGCAAAUGUUUUGGCUUCGUGAGCUUUGACAACCCGGCCAGCGCGCAGACGGCCAUCCAGGCCAUGAACGGCUUUCAGAUCGGCAUGAAGAGGCUCAAAGUGCAGCUGAAGCGGCCCAAAGACCCGGGACACCCCUACUGACCGCGCCCACAGCCGCCCGGAGGCUGCGGGCCUGGCCCAGAGAGAACAACUUUAUCGACAACUAAACACCUUCUUCGGGGAAUGAACAGUGAGCCUAAGGGGCCAGUGGGGAAACGUAACUGACCGCAAACCUUGACGAGCCUCAUCUGUGGAAUGGGUUCGUGAAAGUCGCCUCCCGAGAGGCAGCAGGGAGGAUCCGCUUGGGGAUGCGGUGUUUUCCCAGCCGAGCCCAGGACCCGCCACCUGGAAAGCUCUUGAUCAUUUGUUUUUUCUUUUUUCAAUCACGAGCGCCGUCGUCAUCAAAGUGCCUCGCCUGGGGUCUGGUGCGAAGUAGGUGCUCAGUUAGGGGCUGCUCAUGCUUUUCAGACCCUGUCAAAUCAGCACCCACAGAUAAGCGGGUAUUCAGUCGCGGGAUCAGGCAACUAACAGACGCCCCGUGCACCUGAACACUCUGGGACAGCAAAUCCUUACUGAGCACCUACUAUGUGCUAGGCUCUGUUUCCAGCGCUUGGGGACACAGCUGUGAAUGACCAGAAACGGGGCGGGGGUUGGGGGGAGAGCUGCCUCUGUGGAGCUGCUCCCUGUGGCAGGGAGCGGGGGAGGGGAGACAAGAAUAAACACAACUCUUGGCCCCAGGUUGUGGGAGGAAAUGGGCUCAGCGACCCAAAGUCCCUUCCCAGGCAGUUUGUUGGCCUCCGAAUCUGGAAAUGGACUCUCUCUCUGAAAAGAUAGGGGCCCUUGGGUUCCCAGAACCCAGCCUGGCCAGGGCAGGGGGUAUGGGUGGGAGGCGAUGUCGUAGGCCAGCAGGCCCCGCAUCACCGCACCCUAACGCCCCUCCCUUCUCCGCCAGGUGAGGGGCCUUCCCACCCCAGGAGGGCCUCCCGCUUCCAACCGAUCCCGGACCUUUCCGUAAAUUACAACCGAGUUUGGACACCAGCCCUCCCUCUCCUCUCCCGUCUCCCUUGCCCCCCCAUCCCCUAAUGUGAAACACUACUGAAGGCCACGUGGAGCGGGGAGGGGGCUUCGUGGUCUGCACCAGCGCUGGGAGGAGGGGGCUCCUGAGUUGGGGGCCAAGGGGUUCACCGCCCCCCUCCUUGGUGGCUCCCCAAACUAAAUCACAACUUUUCCUAUAUAUAUAUAUGCAUAUAUAUAUAGAGCUAUAGACAGUAUAUAUAUUUUUUGAGUAUAGAUCAUGGGACCAAACUUUUCCGACUUCCUUCCAUCCAAGAGAAGGUGACCCUGGCCUGGUCACUCAGCAGGGACAUAAGAAGGGCUGAGGAUGACCGGGCAGCCCAGUGUCUCCCCAUCUCCCGCUGUCAUGUCAGACCAGGGCACCGAGAAGCACUGGGAAUCAUCAGCCAACGCGAUAUACCUCCAGGACUUUGGGCCCCUGCCGCCGACGGCUCUCGCAGGCCUUUGGGCUCAGCCAGCUCGAGUGUCCCUGGUCUUAGCUGCAGCUUCUGGAACCCCUACCCCCUCCCUCGCCCCAGGGCCCUGCCUUCCCCGAUGUAGGCACAAAAGAGACCCCCCCGCCUCCCCCCGUCAUAGCCUUACUCAUGUGACCAAUAGCCCUUAGCUUUCCGUCAGGGGCAGACAGGGUCGGGGGAGCCCCCCGCCCCUCGUGCCCCCUCCCGAGGGCAGGCAGCCACCCUCCCUGCCUUCGGAUCACCAGCCUGGAGUUCACGAUCUCAUGACCAAGAUUGCCAAGCGCGUUGGACAAGCCAACCUGCACCGGCCCAGCUCCCCUUUACCAGAGAUACCUCUACAAAUAUUUCUUUUUUUAAAUUUUGGUCUUUCUGAGCAGAUACAAAGAAGUAAAGAGAACAAAAUGGGGGGGGGGAAAUCAGACGACAGUGGAUUUUUCUUUCCUAGUCGGGGCGGGGAGGGAGGUCUUGCGGGGGCAUCUCUGUAUAGCUACUCAAACCGUGAAAACCCACUUUGAAGCACAGAGUCAAGUUCGUUGGACGUCAGUAGGGCCUCUUGCCAAGUGAGGCACCAGAGAACUUAAUAAGCUCAAGAAAAAAACAAUUUGUAAAGAAAAAAAACAGCAUUCCCUUUUGUUUCUACCAAAAUGUGUUGACUGACCCAGAAAAAACAAAAACAAAAACAAAAAAAAAACACAAAAAAAACACAUAGCAAAAAAAAAAAAAAAAUCUUAUGACCAACUUGUUUCGAUAUUCCAGAGUUUGAUAAUUGUUCCGAGACACUCUAGCGUGCCUGUGUCCCGUGCGUCUGCGUGUGCAAGCGCGUGCCCAGGGGCCACGAGGGGGCCUCGUCCGCGUCCCCGGCACCUGCCAAGCCCCCGCCAGGCCUGCUUGGGAGUGCGUGGUGGUGCGCAGUGGCGUGUGUCCUUCUGGUCCAUGUUUACCGGCUGUAAAUACCAUUUUUAUACUCCACAUCGAAGACCUACGUGAUUUGUACGAUGUACUUUAUUUCUGCUACGAGUAAUUUCAUGAAGUUUCAACUUGCAAACCGACUUUUGGAGACAAACCGCCACACACACACACAGAAAAGGAAGACGAGAAAGGGACUUAGAGGGAACUUUGGGUUGACUUGGUUUGAAUUUCUGGCUGGAGAGAUCCUUGUCACUGUGGCGUGUUCAGGUGAGAAGCUGCGAGCAUCAUCUUAAUGUCCAAACGCCUCUCUUUGGUCUGGAGAAACUGAAAGUUUAUUUAAUAAAAGUUUUACUUGCUAAAGGA
Leptonychotes weddellii (Weddell seal) is the source of this 4105-nucleotide messenger RNA. NCBI's taxonomy places the organism in Eukaryota, Metazoa, Chordata, Mammalia, Carnivora, Phocidae. The record is from RefSeq and is a predicted model, not a curated record.